Molecule: messenger RNA, 679 nt
Organism: Fusarium graminearum PH-1
Lineage: Eukaryota; Fungi; Ascomycota; Sordariomycetes; Hypocreales; Nectriaceae
Exons: 3
Coding region: 143-535 (130 amino acids)
Source: RefSeq, a predicted model, not a curated record
AUAACCUCUAGUACUAUAAAAUCCCCCCAAGAAGCGGCAAACUUACACUCUCUCCCAACUAAAACAUCAACAAUCAACAAAUUGACCACACAACAACUUAAACUAUCUUAAUUUAACUUCAUUACCUCUAUCAAACAUUACCAUGUCUACUCUUCCCGAUCAUUUUACUAUCACCGUCGAUGGUAAGCACGUUGCCAAGCCCGAGCAAAAGAGCGAAGAAAUGUUUCAGGCUGAGGCUGGUGACGAGCCCGCCGUCUUUGAGCUCAAGGGUGACCGCCUUGUCAGCGGUGAUUUCUCUCUGGGCCGAUGGAUAGUUGAAGAUAUGAGUAGCCACCCCAAGCCCAUCAUGUGGCGCAAGAAUGAGGAAGAAUCGCGAGACCUGCGACCUGUGACUGUCACACACAGCAUCAAUGGUCCAGAGAUCAGGUUCCAUGAUUCUCAAGGUAUUGCCAUUCACGAUGGAAAGCUCUUUGCAAUCAUGGAUCAGAACAAAGAGGAGAGCCAGUCGGUAGAGAUCCGUGCUGUUGAAGAAUAGGCAGAGGCUUGUAGGUCUACGCGGAGGAUCGCUCGUUACCUAUAGGUUGAAGACAGGUUCGCAUGGCGAUCUUGAGAUCUGCAUCAUUCAGAGAUCUCAUAGUACUAUAAAAAAUCUUUCGAAUUCAUUGAACUAUGCCGUCCC